AAGAAGAAGAAGAAGUAGAAGAAGAAGAAGAAGAAGAAGAAGAAGAAGAAGAAGAAGAAGAAGAAGAAGUAGUAGUAGUAGUUUGGAAUAAUGGUUUAAACCAGUUUAUAACUGUCCAACUUCACGCAGUAUGCGAAACUGAUGCGAACACAUCCUGCGGACAUGCUGUGGGCGUCACUUGUGUUCGUGCACGUCGCUGUUUUCUCGGGCCCAGGCUCCUGUUGUGAUACACAGGAGUAUCGAACCCAGGCUGGAGAGUGCUGCCCAAUGUGCCACGAAGGUACCUUCGUUCAGAGUGACUGCACACCAUUGUCAGGCACACGCUGCAGACCCUGUGUCAAUGGGACUUAUAUGAAUCAACCCAAUGGUCUCAAGAAGUGUUUUUCCUGCUCUUCCUGUGUAGCAGAUAAUGGUCUCUUUGUCUGGCAGAAUUGUACAAACAAAACUGACACAGUUUGUGAUGUGUUAAAUGGAUUCUUCUGCAAAAGUCUGGCGGAAGAUACAGGAUGCAGUUUGGCAGAGAAGCACACACGCUGUACUGCUGGUCAGAGAAUAAAAGAACCUGGAACCAACAGAGCUGAUACAGUGUGUGAAGACUGUCUAAUGGGAUUUUUUUCACAUGAUGGUGUGAAGUGUACACCUUGGACAAUUUGCUCAGAAACCCAAGUUCAGGUCAAAGAUGGCAGUCCACGUGCUGAUGUCGGUUGCUCAAGUGCAUCAACAAAUACUUCUGAGAAUUUUGUUUUUUUUGUUUGGCUUUGUUACAUUUGUUUUUGCGUGUGACCACAAUAAACCCUUUUUGCUUCCCUAAUAA
This is a messenger RNA of Platichthys flesus (European flounder), 814 nucleotides long. RefSeq names its product tumor necrosis factor receptor superfamily member 14-like. Gene Ontology annotation, biological process: positive regulation of peptidyl-tyrosine phosphorylation; defense response to Gram-positive bacterium; negative regulation of alpha-beta T cell proliferation. Gene Ontology annotation, cellular component: external side of plasma membrane. Gene Ontology annotation, molecular function: protein binding. The transcript has 6 exons. The record is from RefSeq and is a predicted model, not a curated record. NCBI's taxonomy places the organism in Eukaryota, Metazoa, Chordata, Actinopteri, Pleuronectiformes, Pleuronectidae. Bases 142 to 783 code for a protein of 213 amino acids.